AUGUUCGCUGUCCCAGGAUGGGCGCUCUCGAGCGAUGCGCUGAAGCCCCAGACUCAGCCUGCGAAGCCUCAGAAUGAGUCCGAGCAGAAGGAUACCAAGGCCAAUGCAAAGAACAACAAGCGCAAGCGCAGCAAUGGCGCUAUAAAUGCAAACAACGUGGACGAGAUGUAUCGCCGCCAUAUCGAAGGUGGUUCUGUGAAAGGUGGAAAGGGUGCAAAUGCCCCCGUGAAGGCAGAGCAGAAGCAAAAGCAGAAGAAGGAAAAGAAGGAGAAGCAGACAUCCGAGUCUGCACCCGAGAAGCCUGUCAGCGAAGCUCCCGCUGCCAGCGCCGAGGCAGACCAAGGCGAAGACAGGGCACCCAAGAAGAAGCAGAAGAGAAACAGGAAAAACAAGGACAAGGACGCCGAAGCCACAAAGCAGGCAGUCGGUGCUGCACCCUCAAUUGACGCAGCUCCUACUCCCGCUCCCGCUGUGCCAGCACCACCACCAGCACCAUCAAACCUGACACCUCUCCAGCAGGCGAUGCGCCAGAAGCUGAUCUCCUCCCGGUUCCGCCACCUGAACGAAGCACUUUACACCACACCGUCCGAGAAAGCACUUGACAUGUUCAAUGCCAACCCAGAGCUCUUUGAUGAGUACCACGCCGGGUUCUCAAGACAGGUGAAGGAGUCCUGGCCCUCCAACCCGGUUGACGGCUAUAUCAAGACCAUCCGUCAUCGCGGUGCUAUCCCCCUCCCUAAGCGAGGCAAGCCCCUCAACCCAGAACGGGGAUACCCGCUCCCCCGUCGCCCGAAUGGAUCAUGCACAUUUGCCGAUCUGGGCUGUGGUGAUGCUGCCCUUUCCCGUGCCCUGACUCCCUCCGCCAAGAAAUUGAACAUCAAGCUUAACAGCUAUGAUCUGCAAGCCCCUGAUGCGCUAAUUACGAAGGCUGAUAUCUCCAAUCUUCCAUUGGAGGAUGGCUCAGUGGAUGUGGCUAUCUUCUGUCUCAGUCUGAUGGGUACCAACUGGGUCUCAUUCGUCGAAGAAGCAUGGCGUGUUCUGCGCGGUGACGGUAAGGGCGAGUGCUGGGUCAGUGAAGUGAAGAGCCGAUUCGGCAAGGUGGCGCGCAAGAAGUCACAGAUCGGCGCCCAGAGACCCGGCAGCAAGGCUGACAAGAAGAAUCCCAAGAAGAAGGGCGGCAAGGAUGAUGCUGGUUCUGAUGUGGAGGAGGCGGAGAUCUUCGCUGAGGAUGCCCGCCCCUCUGACAAUAAGGAUGAGACUGAUAUCUCUGCCUUUGUGGAGGUUUUCCGCUCCCGUGGCUUCAUGCUUCGUCGGGAGUCCGUCGACAAGUCUAAUAAGAUGUUUGUGCGUAUGGUGUUUGUUAAACAGGGCGGUGCACCUACCAAGGGCAAACAUGCUUCUGCUCUGAGUGCGCCUGCGGCUCCUGGCAAGAAGCGCUUUGUUGACCGCAAGCCUGAGUCUGAGUCUGGUAUGACAGCUGAACAGGAGGCUCAGGUGCUGAAGCCUUGUGUGUAUAAGAUCCGCUAG
Penicillium antarcticum is the source of this 1527-nucleotide messenger RNA. Its product is annotated as 25S rRNA (adenine645-N1)-methyltransferase. The transcript has a single exon. Bases 1 to 1527 code for a protein of 508 amino acids. The record is from RefSeq and is a predicted model, not a curated record. Lineage: Eukaryota; Fungi; Ascomycota; Eurotiomycetes; Eurotiales; Aspergillaceae. Gene Ontology annotation, molecular function: rRNA (adenine) methyltransferase activity. Gene Ontology annotation, biological process: rRNA methylation; ribosomal large subunit biogenesis. Gene Ontology annotation, cellular component: nucleolus.